Molecule: messenger RNA, 756 nt
Organism: Dothidotthia symphoricarpi CBS 119687
Lineage: Eukaryota; Fungi; Ascomycota; Dothideomycetes; Pleosporales; Dothidotthiaceae
Exons: 5
Coding region: 1-756 (251 amino acids)
Source: RefSeq, a predicted model, not a curated record
AUGCAAUAUUACUCUGAACGCUACGAGAACAUAUAUAGCAGCCGUAUGGCCGUCCUUGAAAGUUGCUCUGGUCGUACUCCAACUUCGGUAAGCACAAUUGCAAUCACGCCAACUCCCAAAUCAACCAGAGUUCUUCCCGUCCAAGAAGAUGAUACUGAUCGCUGCAUAUCAACGAACAUGGUUCAAGUCACAUCAAUUCCAAUCCCAAAUCUAGGCCCAGCUCCCACUCCAACCAACAUCGAGUACCAUGUUGGAGACAGCGUAAGCUGGCAGAAUCCAAGUUCGCCUUUUGUUACCAUUCCAGAAAAGCAUUUGAAGAAUUCGAAAAGAGGCUGUCCAGCCUCGAGAAAAUGGACUUGGCCGACAGAAGUGCCGUCGAAAGCCGGCAGCGAAGUCGUACACGUUUGGUGGAAAUACGGACUCGAUUUUGCGGACGAAAUGUCGAAACAACUCCACGCUUGCUUGGGGAGGAAGACGGGGAUGCCACUUUUGAGGACGUGGUUAGCGACUGGGGACAAGUCAACUAAGGAGGACAAAAAAGACGAGUAUCCAUCAAGUGACGAGGGGUACUACGGGGAACAACAUCAUCAUUAUAUCCAAUUUGACAAAAACACUACGAUCGCCACGUGGGCUAUCCAAGAUACCGAACGAGCAAAAAACCCUCUAAUAACGAUGCAGACAAGUACGACAUGCUCCAAGAUAGUCUAUGAGCCCAAGUCAACCCUUCAUAUAACCAAACCCGUGUGCUCCCAAUGA